AUGGAAUAUCACAUGGAAUAUUCACCAAACGAGGUGAUUAAACAAGAAAGAGAAGUAUUUGUAGGAAAAGAAAAAAGUGGAAGCAAAUUUAAAAGAAAGAGAUCUAUUUUUAUAGUUUUUACCGUAUCAAUAUGUUUUAUGUUUGCUUUAAUGUUAUUUUAUUUUACAAGAAAUGAAAACACCAAGAAUUUGUUUUCUAAUAGUUUAUCAAAUAAUAUAAACGAUGAUUAUAUAAUAAAUUCAUUAUUAAAAAGUGAAAGCGGUAAAAAAUUCAUUGUAUCAAAACUUGAAGAAUUAAUAUCCACUUAUGAUAAAGAGAAUAAAAUGAAAACUAGUGGAGAAGAAGAAAAUAACAUGAAUAUGAAUGGUGUUGAAUAUAAUGAUAAUAAAAGUCUUAGCUUUGUUAAUAAAAAAAAUGGAAAUUUAAAAGUGAAUAAUAAUUAUCAAGUUUCUUAUUCUAAUAUUUUUGAUACAAAAUUUUUAAUGGAUAAUUUAGAGACUGUUAAUUUAUUUUAUAUCUUUUUAAAAGAGAAUAAUAAGAAAUAUGAAACAUCUGAAGAAAUGCAAAAGAGAUUUAACAUAUUUUCGGAAAAUUAUAAAAAGAUAGAAUUACAUAACAAAAAAACUAAUAGUUUAUAUAAAAGAGGUAUGAACAAAUUUGGAGAUUUAUCCCCAGAAGAAUUUAGAAGUAAAUAUUUAAAUUUAAAAACACAUAGUCCAUUUAAAACAUUAUCAUCUUCCAUGCCAUAUGAAGUAAAUUACGAAGAUGUAAUUAAUAAAUAUAAACCAGCUGAUGCUAAAUUAGAUCGUAUAGCAUAUGAUUGGAGAUUACAUGGUGGUGUAACACCUGUAAAAGAUCAAGCAUUAUGUGGAUCAUGUUGGGCCUUUAGUAGUGUAGGUUCUGUUGAAUCUCAAUAUGCUAUAAGAAAGAAAGGAUUAUUUUUAUUUAGUGAACAGGAACUAGUUGAUUGUUCAAUUAAAAAUAAUGGUUGUUAUGGUGGAUAUAUUACUAAUGCUUUUGAAGAUAUGAUUGAUCUUGGAGGAUUAUGUUCUCAAAAUGAUUAUCCAUAUGUUAGUAAUUUACCAGAAACAUGUAAUCUUAAACAAUGUAAUGAGAAAUAUACAAUCAAAUCAUAUGUAUCUAUUCCAGAUGAUAAAUUUAAAGAAGCUUUAAGAUAUCUAGGUCCUAUUAGUAUAAGUAUAGCAGCUUCAGAUGAUUUCGCCUUUUAUAGAGGAGGUUUCUAUGAUGGAGAAUGUGGAUCAGCACCAAAUCAUGCAGUUAUACUUGUUGGUUAUGGUAUGAAAGAUAUUUAUAAUGAGGACACUGGAAAAAUGGAAAAAUUUUAUUAUUAUAUCAUUAAAAACUCAUGGGGAGCUGAUUGGGGAGAACGAGGAUAUAUUAAUUUAGAAACUGAUAUAAAUGGAUACAAAAAAACUUGUUCAAUUGGAACAGAAGCUUAUGUACCAUUAAUUGAAUAA
Plasmodium gaboni is the source of this 1479-nucleotide messenger RNA. RefSeq names its product cysteine proteinase falcipain 3. Bases 1 to 1479 code for a protein of 492 amino acids. Lineage: Eukaryota; Apicomplexa; Aconoidasida; Haemosporida; Plasmodiidae. The record is from RefSeq and is a predicted model, not a curated record. Gene Ontology annotation, cellular component: lysosome. Gene Ontology annotation, molecular function: cysteine-type endopeptidase activity. The transcript has a single exon.